This is a messenger RNA of Cladophialophora bantiana CBS 173.52, 1758 nucleotides long. RefSeq lists its product as uncharacterized. Gene Ontology annotation, molecular function: protein binding. Gene Ontology annotation, cellular component: cytosolic [4Fe-4S] assembly targeting complex. Lineage: Eukaryota; Fungi; Ascomycota; Eurotiomycetes; Chaetothyriales; Herpotrichiellaceae. The record is from RefSeq and is a predicted model, not a curated record. Gene Ontology annotation, biological process: iron-sulfur cluster assembly. The transcript has a single exon. The coding region runs from base 1 to 1758 and encodes 585 amino acids.
AUGGCCGACGCGUCUCCCUCCCACCCACUGCCUUCCCUGUCCCUUCUGAGAACCCUCGAACCCCCUGGCUCAGGGAAGACGCGAUCAUGGCAAUCAAUCCCGCAUCCAGACCCGUCUACACCGCUCCUCGCAACCGGCUCCGCAGACAAGUCCGUCAACAUCUGGUCGCUGCGAGAUUUCUCCCUGAUCUCGACGAUAAGCGGAGGACAUAAGAGGAGCGUGAGAACUGUCGCGUGGAAGGAUUUCGGCGGCAGCACCAAGGUCAGGAGGAAGACGGAGCGGAAGAAACCUGUGGUGUUGGGCACAGGUAGCUUUGACGCGAAUGUCGGGAUUUGGAUGUGGAAUGAUGAUCGGAGGUGGGCGGCCUUUCGAGAUGCAGACGAUCAAGAGAAUGAGAAAGGCCGAACGCCGCAGGAUGAAAGGAGCAUGUCUUCUGACACGGGCGAAGUCGACAUGACCAACGACCUGGCCGACGACGAAGAUGAAGAGUGGCAUUUUUCCACUCUGCUGACGGGUCCCGAUUCCGAGAUCAAAUCCAUUGAAUUCUCGCCUCCCCAUUACCCGGCGAACCUCUUGGCGACCAGCUCAAGAGACAAGAGUGUUUGGAUCUGGGAAGAAGUAGAGCCCGAAGAGUGGGAAACUAUUGCGGUCCUGAGUGAGCAUACGGGCGAUGUCAAAUGCGUUGGUUGGUGUCAGGGGGCAAGAAGGGGGAACGGCCGCAGGUCGAAGCGAAGAAAGCUCGAAGAUGCAGGAGAUCGAGACGGAGAUGUCGAUAUGGGAGACACAGUUGGGCGACCAAACGGCCUGAGUUCCGCAACAACAAGGACCCAACAAGACGUCGACGUCGACGAAGAAGACGAGGUGGACGUCCUUGGCUGUCGCCCCAUCCUGGCGAGCGGUUCAUACGACGACACAAUCCGCCUCUGGCGGGACGUCGAGGAAGAAGGCGACUGGAUCUGCGUCAGCGUGAUCGACGGCCACGGGGGGACAGUUUGGGAUCUUAAGUGGGAGAAACACGUCAAUUACUCCCUCUUGGACCUCUCGCAGUGUCGCAACGAACGAGACCGAGAGGUUGCGAUACGAGAAUUUGAAGCAGAUUGGAUACCUCGCAUCAUCUCUUGCUCCGACGACCUUACGGUGCGUGUGUGGAGAAGGGAAUUAAGUGAGGCCGAAAAAGAGAAGAGAAGAGCACAGUCGCAACACCAGUCGGCGCCAAUGGGAUUUGCGUCCUCGCGAAUACCCAGCGUGAUCCGCCCGAUGAGCGCGAUGGAGAAAUGGGUCGACGACUCGACAUUGCCCGCCGUGCAUGUACGGAGUGUAUAUGCAGUGGAUUGGUCGAAAAGGACCGGGAUGGUGGUGAGUUGCGGCGGAGACGGCACGAUAGCGGUGUACAAGGAAGUAACUGCGCCAGCAUCCGCAUCAGCAGCCGCAGACAGUGCGUCGAGCGGUGGAAGUAUGGAAGGAGACGACGUCGUCAUGAACGGCACGACGACAACAUCGCUAUUACCCAGGCCCACCCCAGAGAACAAUAACGUCCAGGGCGGCGACGACGCGCCUUACAGGCUGCACCGCUCGAAAUGGGAAAUCGUGGCGCUCAUGGAAGCCGCCCACGACGAGUUCGAGAUCAACCACGUCUGCUGGGCCGAGCGGCGCGACAAGGAUAGACGGUUCGACGGCGAGGAGAUGAUCAUUUCGACUGGCGACGAGGGCGACGUUAGAAUAUGGACCUUGCCUGACGACCUCAUGGGAGAGUUUUGA